Molecule: messenger RNA, 2370 nt
Organism: Talaromyces amestolkiae
Lineage: Eukaryota; Fungi; Ascomycota; Eurotiomycetes; Eurotiales; Trichocomaceae
Exons: 6
Coding region: 1-2370 (789 amino acids)
Biological process (GO): SCF-dependent proteasomal ubiquitin-dependent protein catabolic process; protein ubiquitination
Cellular component (GO): SCF ubiquitin ligase complex
Molecular function (GO): ubiquitin protein ligase binding
Source: RefSeq, a predicted model, not a curated record
AUGGGUCUAACAACUGCUGCCUUCGCAGCUCCUGCUAUCUCCCUCCGCCGAUCAGACCGUUUAAGAAAGUAUCCGCCGCUUACGCCGAAAAUGGCGUCUCUCCAGAAGGACGAUGUCCAAGACACAUGGACUUAUUUGGAAAAUGGAAUCAACAGCGUAAUGCUCAAGUUGGAGGAAGGCGUUGAUAUGAAGACAUACAUGGGCCUAUACACGGCGGUCCAUAACUUUUGCACAUCACAAAAAGCCGUUGGUAGUACUGGGGGACUCCAGGCCCUUAGAGGCGCUCAUCUCCUCGGCGAAGAACUCUACAACCUCUUGGGACAAUAUUUAUCGAGACAUUUAGAAAAUGUGUAUCAAGCGUCCGAAACGCACACUGAAGAAGCUUUGCUUGGUUUCUAUAUUCGGGAGUGGGAUCGCUAUACAACAGCCGCCAAAUAUGUGAACCAUUUGUUUCGCUACUUGAAUCGACACUGGGUCAAGCGUGAAAUCGAUGAAGGAAAGAAAAACAUCUACGAUGUGUAUACCCUUCAUCUCGUGAAAUGGCGGGAGGACUUUUUCAAGAGGGKUCAAGAGAAGGUCAUGGCUGCGGKGCUCAACCUUGUUGAGAAACAGCGCAAUGGCGAGACGAUCGAACAAUCACAAAUUAAGAGCAUAGUGGACUCAUUUGUGUCACUGGGUCUGGACGAGAACGACAGCACCAAAUCAACCCUCGAGGUUUAUCGAUUCUACUUUGAGCGACCUUUCAUAGACGCCACCCGUGUCUACUAUGAGAACGAAUCCCGUCAGUUUGUCUCCGAAAACAGUGUCGUUGAGUAUAUGAAAAAGGCAGAAAGUCGACUUGAUGAAGAAAAGGCACGUGUUGGUUUGUACCUGCAUCCGGACAUCACGAAGCGAUUAACAGAGACAUGCUUGGAUGUUUUGGUCUCCGCUCACUCUAGUCUUCUUCGCGACGAAUUCCAAGUUCUCCUGGACAACGACCGACAAGAUGAUCUGGCUCGUAUGUACCAUUUGCUAUCGAGAAUCAAGGAUGGUCUUGAUCCACUCCGUGCCAAAUUCGAGAAACACGUUCGCAAUUCAGGAACUUCUGCCGUUGAGAAGGUUGCUUCUGAAGGAGAGUCCUUUGAGCCGAAGAUGUACGUCGAUGCUUUAUUGCAAGUGCACUCUCGCUAUCAGACACUGGUCAACGCUGCUUUUGCGGGCGAGUCCGAGUUUGUUAGGUCCUUGGAUAAUGCAUGCCGUGAAUUCGUCAACCGCAACUCUAUCUGCAAGACUGGUUCAUCCAAGUCGCCCGAGUUACUGGCACGCUACACAGAUUCAUUGCUGAAGAAGGGAUCCAGGGCCACUGAAGAGUCGGAGUUGGAGGAAAUGCUCACUCAGAUUAUGACCGUUUUCAAAUACAUUGAAGAUAAAGAUGUCUUUCAGAAAUUCUACUCGAAAGCUCUUGCAAAGCGUCUUGUCCACGUCAGCUCUGUUUCGGACGAUGCCGAGACCAGCAUGAUCAGCAAGCUAAAAGAAGCAUGUGGUUUCGAAUAUACCAACAAGUUGCAGCGCAUGUUCCAGGAUAUUCAAAUUUCCAAGGAUCUCAAUGCUAGUUAUCGGGAUUGGCAAGAAAAGAUUCAUGACGAAGAGGACCGGAAGAAGAUGGUGGAUCCUCACUUUCAGAUUCUGGGUACAGGUUUCUGGCCUCUAAAUGCACCCUCAACGGAGUUCAUUCCUCCAACAGAAAUCGUCAAGACGGCUGAGCGAUUUCAACAUUUCUACUUUGACAAACACAGCGGCCGUAAGUUGACAUGGCUAUGGCAGCUUUGCAAAGGUGAAAUGAAGGCCAAUUAUAUCAAAAACACUAAGGUUCCCUAUACAUUCCAAGUGUCGACGUUUCAAAUGGGAAUCUUACUUCUCUAUAACGAGCACGACUCUCUCGAUUUUGACGAGAUCCAAAAGGCUACCAAGCUCGCUAACGAGGUACUGGAGCCAAAUAUCAGCCUAUUAUUGAAGGCGAAAGUAUUACUCGCCAGCCCCGAAGGUUCAAAGCCAGCACCGGGAGUCUCUUUCACACUCAACCAUAACUUCAAGGCCAAGAAAGUCAAGGUCAACCUCAACCUGCAAAUCAAGUCGGAGCAGAAGAUCGAAGCCGACGACACACACAAGACGAUUGAGGAGGAUCGUAAGCUACUCCUUCAGUCCGCAAUCGUCCGAAUCAUGAAAUCACGCAAGAAGAUGAAACACGUCCAACUCGUACAGGAAGUCAUUCAACAAGUCAAGGCCCGCUUCCCACCCAAAGUCCCCGAUAUCAAGAAGAACAUCGAAGCUCUCAUGGAGAAGGAUUACAUCGAGCGCUUGGACAAUGAUGAACUGGCCUACAUUGCAUAA